UGCCCUAUGGCUAUUUCGGCAGCGGCUACUACCCGUGCGCCCGCAUGGGCCCGCACCCCAACGCCAUCAAGUCGUGUGCGCAGCCCGCCUCGGCCGCCGCCGCUGCCUUCGCGGACAAGUACAUGGAUACUGCCGGCCCCGCGGCCGAGGAGUUCAGCUCCCGCGCUAAGGAGUUCGCCUUCUACCACCAGGGCUACGCAGCCGGGCCUUACCACCACCAUCAGCCCGUGCCUGGCUACCUGGAUAUGCCGGUGGUGCCGGGUCUCGGGGGCCCCGGCGAAUCGCGCCACGAGCCCCUGGGUCUUCCCAUGGAAAGCUACCAGCCCUGGGCGCUGCCCAACGGCUGGAACGGCCAAAUGUACUGCCCCAAAGAGCAGGCGCAGCCUCCCCACCUCUGGAAAUCCACACUGCCCGACGUGGUCUCCCAUCCCUCGGAUGCCAGCUCCUAUAGGAGGGGGAGAAAGAAGCGCGUGCCUUAUACUAAGGUGCAAUUAAAAGAACUCGAACGGGAAUACGCCACGAACAAAUUCAUAACCAAGGACAAACGGAGGAGGAUAUCAGCCACGACGAACCUCUCCGAGCGGCAGGUUACAAUCUGGUUCCAGAACAGAAGGGUCAAAGAGAAAAAAGUCAUCAAUAAAUUGAAGACCACUAGUUAAUGGAUUAAAAAGUGGAGCACAGGGCAACUUGAAGAAAUGCUUCAGAACUGAUUGUUUUUGCCCAGCUAAUGGUAAUAAUGCUUAAUAAUAAUUGAAGAAUUGGAAAGAGAGACACUGGCAUUUUGCUGUCUUAAGUGGGAAUUUCUUUUUAAUGGAAUCUACAACUUUUAAAAAACUUUUUAAGAUGGUAAAGACUGACAGUUCUCCCGCCAACAGACCGUUAAAUGACAAAUUCUAGAGUCAAACGUCAACCCCUAAAUACGAAAUUUCAGAUAAGUUACGCACUUACUAAAAUCUUGUAAGUAUUUAUGUGACCGUUAUAUUUUAGGACACUGUGUUAGAUGGUAAUGAUUUGAAAGUUGGUUACAAAAGCAAGAGUCUGUUGUAAACAUCUGCUUGUUCUUCUUAGGUCGCCAUUCCCUUUGCAUGUUAAGUGCCUGCUCAGGUAAAUCUUAGUGAAAUUCCUACCAUUGUAUGUUCUGAAAAAUGUUUCAUAUAUAGGUUUAAAGCAAAAAAGAGAAGGUACUGAAAUAAUGGUCUUUAACUAUUUACUAUGAAGGGAGAAAGGAGAGAAAACUCUUCCGAGGAUCAUUUGUCUUGAUAGUAAAUACAGCCUUUAAUUCUUUGAGGCUAGAAGGAAACACCAGAUUGGUAAUGUCCUUCUAAUAAUAGAAAGCAUAUUUCUGAUUGGACUACCACAAUAUCAGAGAUUUUCCAAAGAAUUGAGUAUUUUUUAAAUGUUUAAAUUACCAGAUGAUCCGCAGGGUUGACAUUAUGUUAGAUCUCCCAGAAAGUCCUACCCAAACAUGAAGGAUUUCAGUUUGAAUGCAAUUCCUUUUUUUUUUUAAAUUUAAUUGGCAUUUUCCAAUAUUUUCUAAACGUUUUGCUGGAUAAAUUAUUUUUUUAUUUUUAGAAAACUCUGAAUGGAAAUCCAUUCCCCUGAAAUAUUUAGAUGUCUACAUUCUGUAUUUUGAUCUAUUAAGGUGUUAGUAUUUUCCUUGUUUAUUGUGUUAUGAGACUUCAUUAGAAAGUUUAGGGAUUCAUCUUCACUGCACAUUUUAAACCAAGCAGUUAUUUCAACCAGCACAUUCGUUUUGUUCAUAUUCACUAUAAAAUGCUAUCUUGUAAAUAAAGACAUUCAGCACACUGUGAAAAAAUGUAUUUGUGCACCUGCUUUUUAAAUAUUUCUAC
This is a messenger RNA of Ictidomys tridecemlineatus (thirteen-lined ground squirrel), 1850 nucleotides long. It is a transcript of the gene Hoxa13, whose product is annotated as homeobox A13. The record is from RefSeq and is a predicted model, not a curated record. Gene Ontology annotation, molecular function: DNA binding; DNA-binding transcription factor activity, RNA polymerase II-specific. Gene Ontology annotation, biological process: regulation of DNA-templated transcription. NCBI's taxonomy places the organism in Eukaryota, Metazoa, Chordata, Mammalia, Rodentia, Sciuridae.